Messenger RNA from Carica papaya (papaya), 2784 nucleotides. The record is from RefSeq and is a predicted model, not a curated record. NCBI's taxonomy places the organism in Eukaryota, Viridiplantae, Streptophyta, Magnoliopsida, Brassicales, Caricaceae.
UCUUCUUCUUCUUCCUCCUACUUGAAUAUCACAAUUGAGUUGGUUGAGCACAGCCCUUGACCCCGCCAUUUGUAACAGACCAACCUUCCUCACCUUCACAGUCACAUAUACAAUGCUACUAGGCAGCUCCAUAUCCAAACACGUAUCUGCUGCCGGAGAAUUUUUCCCGCUGACUUCUGUAAUUACGAGGAAGACGAAGAGGGAAAUCCAAGUCCUAUGCACCAAGUCAAUAGUUCACCAUGAAAGUCUCAAGGUACUGGAAUGGGACAAGCUUUGCGAUUCCGUCGCCUCCUUUGCUCGCUCUCCUCUCGGCCGUGACGCCACCAAGGCUCAAUUAUGGUCUCUUGACCAGACAUUCGAGGAUAGUUUGAAACUUUUACAAGAAACAAAUGCUUGUAUCGAGAUGCACAAGCAUGGCGGUUUCGCACUUGACUUAACUUCUCUCCAUCUUUCGCUGGUCAAAUCUGCUAUUCAACAUGCUCGAAGGGCGUUACCGCUUGAGGCAAAGGAGGGAAUCGCUGUUGCUUCUCUGCUACUAUUUGUGGAUGAUCUGCAGCUUAGUCUGAAAGGUGCCAUCAAGCAAGAUGCAGAUUGGUAUACACGUUUCAUGCCUGUAACUAAAAUGAUUAUGCAACAAGUAGUAAAUCGAUCACUAAUUAAGUCAAUACAGCAAGUUAUAGACGAUGAUGGUUCUGUUAAAGACUCCGCGAGUCCGGCCCUAAAACGAUCUCGUGAUCAAGUUCGGAUUCUUGAAAGAAAGUUAUAUCAAUUAAUGGACAGCCUCAUAAGGAACAAAAAGAAUGAAGAAUCUUUUUUGGAAGUGAGUAAUAUUGAUGGGAGAUGGUGUAUAAAAUCAGGGGCUGAUCAGAUUAUAAAUAUCAAGGGUCUUCUGCUCUCCAGAUAUUUACGAGCAAGAGAAUCAGUUGCAAAGGCGGAGACAGAUGUGCUUUUGGUGUUGACUGGACAGAUGCAAAUGGAUCUUGAUGAGAUCGAAAUGAUGUUGAACUUUGUGAUUCAACUGGAUGUUAUCAAUGCUCGAGCAACUUACAGUCUUUCUUUCGGAGGUGCAUGUCCUGAUAUAUUUCUACCUGAUUAUGAGACUGGAUCUUUAACUCCUGAAGACUGGUCGGAGGAGAACAAGAAGUUGAAGGCAUUAUACCCGAAAAGAGAGUGGAUAUUGUAUUUGCCUAAAACUUAUCACCCUUUAUUACUUCAGCAACAUCGGCAAAAUGUAAGGAAGGCCAGAAAGGAUGUUAGUGAUGCUACUGCUGUAAGUUACGUAGGGCCAAAUGCCAGUACCUCGCUAUCUUUUAUUGUAUUUGCAGGUCUUCAUGUUUUAUCCUCUGAAUCUGCGCGAAUUCCGUGGUUUGAUUCUGUUUUUGCUGAUGUUGGUGAUGAGCAGUCUCUGUCUCAAUCUUUAUCUACCUUCUCAGGACACCUAAAGCAAAUAAGUGACAUUCAGUCACAUUCAACAAGCAGAUCACUGGUGCUGUUAGAUGAAGUAGGAGCAGGAACAAAUCCACUUGAAGGAGCAGCGUUGGGGAUGUCUCUGCUGGAAGCUUUUGCAGAAAGUGCUUUGUUGACAAUAGCGACCACACACCACGAAGAACUUAAAACACUUAAAUACAGCAAUGCUGCCUUCGAAAAUGCUUGCAUGGAGUUUGAUGAAGUUAAUUUAAAGCCGACUUAUAAGAUUCUCUGGGGAAUACCAGGUCGCUCCAAUGCAAUAAAUAUUGCUGAAAGAUUGGGAUUACCCAGCGUGGUUAUUGAUAAUGCUCGAGAAUUAUAUGGUGAUGCUAGUGCAGAGAUUAAUGAGGUUAUAAUCAGUAUGGAAAGGUUCAAGCAAGAAUAUCAAGAGCUUUUACAUGAAACAAGAAAAUAUUUAAUGCUCUCAAGAGAUCUUCACGAAAACCUUUUGCUGACCAAAAAGAAGAUCAUGGAGCAUAGCAUUGAUCAAAGACAGAAGAAGAUGAGGGAAAUUUCUGCAGCUGGUGCAAGAGCACGUUCUCUCCUCCACAGGAAAUUACAGCAGCUUCGUGCAUCUUCCCUACAACGGACUCAAUUAACUGCAGUGGCCAAAGGUCAAAAAAGAUUGUCAAGUUACAACCAACAUGUUGCAAUUGACAAAGAGGAAUAUACUAAAAGUUCAUCAUCCCUUGAAGUUGUCAAGCAAUCACCACCAGAGAGUCCAGUAAAGAGAACUGAGCUUCCUAAGGUUGGUGACACGGUGCUUAUUUCCUCCCUUGGGAAAAGGGCAGCCAUUCUGAAAAUAGAUCCGUCUAAGGAAGAAAUUGAAGUCCAAGCUGGCAAUAUGAAGCUGAAGUUGAAAUUAGCAGAUGUUGAAACCUGAAAGGGAUAUACGAGAAAGGAUCAAUCACGUGGAUGGCUGAAACAUUUGGAAAUCAAAUUUGAGGAAUCAAGAAAAUUAUUUCAACCUACUGUUCGGUAUGUUAGGUUCAGGAGCGAUUAUCCAGGAUGCAAAUAAAGGUAUUGAUGGAGACUUGAGAGAUUUGAUCUGGAAAGGUACUUACAACAAAAACUCAUUAUUUUUCUAAAACUUUUUAUAUUGAUGGAAACCUGAUUCUGUUUUGUUUCCAUAAGUUCUUUUUCACGUGCAAAGGUGAUCAGUGUCACCAUAUAUAAUAAUACUUAAAAUAACGAUAUCAAAUCUGUGUGAUUGCAGCAAAAUGCCAUCUGUGUUGUAAAUCAAUGCUACUUAAUGUGAGAUUAACCCAGAAGGGAUUCUGAAAGUUCUUACUUAGGAUGGUGUAUUUUUACACUUCA